AUGUUUGGCACCUCAUCUUUCGGAAACAAGCCGACUUCGUUGUUUGGUAACACGACCACGACCACAGCAACCGCACAGAGCGAGGAUAUCCCGGUGAACGGCGCUCCCGAUGACACGAUCUCGAAGCUGAAAUUUGCGCCUGCAAACGACCAAUGCCUGCUGGCAUGUGGCGCAUGGGAUGGUACCGCCAGAAUCUGGCAAGUCAACGAGCAAGGACAAAGUGAAGGAAAGGCCGAGCAGAAGCUGCCGGCACCAAUUUUGGACAUUGAGUGGUUUGACGACAGUUCCAAGCUCUUCUUGGCCUGCGCAGACAAGGAGGUGCGUUGCUGGGAUCUCGCGUCCAACCAGAUCGCCACCGUCGGCACGCAUGACGGCCCGGUGAAGACAUGCCAUUGGAUCACAAAUUCGGCAUAUUCGUGUCUGAUGACGGGCAGCUGGGAUAAGACGCUGCGGUUUUGGGACAUGCGACAGCUACCUACCCAAAGCUCGAUGCAGACUAUCCAACUCCCGGAGCGGGUUUACGCGGCUGAUGUAUCAUAUCCGAUGGCAGCUGUCGUUUUGGCUAACCGGGUUAUCAAGGUCUACAAUUUGGAGGGCGGUCCGCAAGAAUUCAAGCCGUUUGAGAGUCAGCUAAAGAUGCAGACCCGUUGCGUGUCUAUCUUCAAGGACCGUGCGACCAAUCAACCAGCCGGAUUUGCCUACGGACGAGUGGCUGUGCAAUACCUAAACCCGAAGGAUCCAAAGGACAAUUUUACCUUCAAAUGCCAUCGCUCUACGGAGGUUGUCAAUGGUUUCCAGGAAAUAUACGUGGUGAACGACGUGGCUUUCCACCCGCAACACGGCACGCUUCUCACUGCCGGAUCCGAUGGCCGCUAUUCCAUGUGGGAUAAAGACGCCAGAACGAAGCUGAAGGCCUCCGAAUGCUACAUGGCUCCUCUGACGUCGGUGGCAAUGCACGCAUCGGGCUCGAUUAUGGCUGUAGCGGCCGGUUAUGAUUGGAGCAAGGGACAUGAAGGCAACACACAGCCCGGCUCCAAGAUCUUCCUCCAUAAAUGUGGCGACGACAUGAAGCCGAAGAACAAGAAA
Molecule: messenger RNA, 1086 nt
Organism: Mesorhabditis spiculigera
Lineage: Eukaryota; Metazoa; Nematoda; Chromadorea; Rhabditida; Rhabditidae
Source: the annotation of a GenBank genome assembly